Symbiodinium necroappetens is the source of this 303-nucleotide messenger RNA. The record is from the annotation of a GenBank genome assembly. Lineage: Eukaryota; Dinophyceae; Suessiales; Symbiodiniaceae.
GGUCCAGCGUUUAUUGUGUUGCCGAAUCUGGUGGUCGCAGGGAGCCUGCUAUGUUCGCUGUAUGUCGCAGCAUCUGCGACGGCCCACUGCACGCGGCUUCCAUCUUUGGUCAGCAUGCUCGAUGACGACGACACCGAGGUAGAGCAGGGGUAUAUGAACUUGUCCUUGUUCCUGAGCCUUAGUGAGUCCGGUUUCUUCAUGUGGGAUACCCGCGUCACCCUGGGUGUCCUGCAGAAGUUUGUCUACUUCACAACUGCCAUUGUUGGGAGCAUUGGCUUCCAACUGAAUGUUCUGCAUUUUUGA